AACUGUUCGCUUUCUCCGGACGGUGAUGGCUGAGUUAGUGAGAAGGUGUAGUUAUUUCUUCCUCUAUGAUGGAUCCAAGGUCAAAGGAGAAGGCGACCCCACAAGAGAGGGAAUCUGCUACUUCUAUCCUGAAGAGACCCCUUUAGAUAAGCAGGAGCUGCUGUGUGGACAGCUUGCCGGCGUGGGCCGCUGCGUCUCUGAGCUUUCCUCCUCUCCUGUACGCAUACUGAGGCUGCGCCGCAAAAAGUAUGCCAUCCGCAUGAAAGGUGACUUCUUCUGGGCUCUGGGCUGCUCAGUGGAUGUCCCUGUCAUCAGUGUCUGUGAGCUGCUGGAUCAGCUAAUUGACCUUUUUUGUUUCUACAAUGGCUCUGUCCGACAGAGCUACCAGCUUAACAGUCGGGAAACUCUGGCUGCUCGCUGGGUGCAGUACCUCUCACACCUGCAGUCAGGAUCCUCGGAGCUUCAUCGCAUCUUCAGCUGUUUAAGGACCAUUGACUCAACAAAUGUUGACCCACUUCUACUUCUCAAAGCUGCCCUCAUUCUUCAGGCCUGUCAGCGCUGCCCUCUAGUGUUAGCAGGCUGCAUCCUGUUCAGAGGAAGGGUUGUAAGCACACAGAUGUCUCCUGAGCUCACAAUGAAGGUCAUGGUUCAUGAGAGUGAAACGUACACCAAGGCCCAGAGGCCGAAUGGACCAAGCACCUCCAGCUCAUUCGGGGCUGCUGUCAGCUCCACUACAGUGUUCCUGACCAUGUCUGAACUCCAGUACCUGCAGUCCGCUCCUGUUGACAAACACGUCAGUUCCCACUCUACUCCACACAAAGACGCUCCCCAAAAGAAGACCCGUCUGUCAAGAACUUUAUCUGACAUGGCCUCCACUGAGUCAGAUUCAUCCGAUCCAGGUCCCUCCCAGUCCCCGCAGAAGUUGUCCCUCAGCCCUUGCUUGUCAGAAUCAGAUAGCUCCUUGUUUAGCCCGGCUCCAUCACAGAGCACCGCUGAUCCACUUAGCCCCCCGCCACAGUGCCUCGAGUCUCCUUUCUCAAAUGGAAAACUCUCCCAUGAAGCUGAGGAGGAAUCGUAUUAUCAGAGUUUUCACAGUAAUGGAGGUGAAAACAGCCAGAUACAUAACAAAGGAGACAGCUCAGUGUCUGAAGAAAACUCCCACCUCAAUGGAGGUGGAAGAGAUGGAGACGCAGCUUGCGGGACAGUGUUUGACUUCCGAGGGGUUGAGUCGGGCAAUGAGGAAUCAUGGGACAAUGAGGUGGUGGCGGGAGAUAGCAGAGUUGGCGGUGGGAAUGCACAAGGUCACAAGGAAGAGGUGCGAGACCCUCCUCCUUGCUCUGGUGCUUUUGACGGCCCAGAGGAGAGUCCAUUGAUCCCCAUGACGCUGUAUCUGCACCGGGUUAAAGGCCUGGUGCUGGCCCUGCUGGUGGAGCCUCACUUCUUGAGUGACACAGCUUCGAUGGAGGAAGUGUAUCACAGCAGCCUGGCGUCGCUCAAUGGGCUGGAGGCCCAUCUGAGGACCAUCUCUCCAGGGGCCCCGGGUGCUCCUGGACCCUACAUCUUUGCCCAUUUUGAUUGCAUUCAGAGCACACUGACAACCAACCUGUCUGGUCGACCAGGGGGAGCCCCGGAGCAUCCUUUUGUCAGAGCCACAUCGCUUCUUCACUCGCAUUUCUGUAACACUGAAACUCUGCAGGAGGCUAUUAUCAGGAGUGCUGGUGCUGCUGUGUAUGGAACCCGCAGUGUGGCCCAGGAGACUUACUUCCAGCAGCACGGGGGAUCACUGAGGAACUCGGGCAUCCCUAACCACCAGGACAGCGCUUUCUCGCUGCCCAGCAAGGCCCGUCACAGACUGCUGAAACACGGGGUUAACCUGCUCUGACACUGACAGCAAUGUGACGUCUGCUCUGCGUGUUCACAUAUAAUUUAAUGAAGAAUUGUCCUGUUUUGAAUAACUUUAAAAUCACCACAGGAUUUGAGAGAAGAAAUCUGAUUAGGAGCUUCCUCUGUUUCUGUAUCUUCUGUGGUUAGAUAACAAGGGAGCAAGAUAACCAAUCUUCUCACUGCAGAGUUUAUGCAGAUACUGUAUGUGUUAUGAAACUAUAUAGCACUUAUAUUCACAACAUAACAUUAUUUCUUUUCUAUUUUGUAUCUUUACUAUGAAUUUGCUACGAAAAUAAGUUUAAAAAAAAUUCUUUUGUUAUGGCUUUGGCAGGUUACGUUUAUGUUGAGGUUGUAGUCUUAGUUGCACAUGCACAUGCUUGUCUGAGUACAACCCCACAUUUUAUUUAUGUUAUGCUAAAAGACAAUACCUUUUUGUAUCAAGCACAAUUUUUAAGCUUCUCUUUCAUACACUGCACACACUUUGCAAACUUUUCACUUUAUAGACAUUUCCCGUUCAGUCAUACCCCCAAUUCAGUAAAUGUAAAAGGCAAUUUCUCAUACUUGUAUUUAUUAAUUUAAAAAGAAAUUAAGACUAAGGCAAAAUGAAAUCUUUAUAUUGUGAUGCAUUUGUACAGAAUUAUGCUUUCCUUUGCAUGCAUAUAGUGUAAAACAGUAUAGGUUUAUAACAUAAAUAUCCAAAAUUAUCUUAAAAAAAGUAUUAAAAUGUCUAUUUAUUUCAGAUCAAGAUCUUUAGCGACAAAAAAAUGCUAUUUAACUUUUAGACUAGAUCUACUGUUUCCCCAUGAAGUAUCUUUAAAAAAAGGUCUGAAUUCCAGUCCAAGUUUGUUGAGAACGGAUUCACUUUGUUGCAUUAUUAAUGGAAAUUUAAUGAAUACAUGAUCCUCUCAGAGAUGAGUCUUAUGUGAGCUACUUUUGUAAAUGCUUGUUUAAAACCACAGGGGCUACACGGCCUUAUUAGGGUCAUCAGGGGCCUGCAUGUGACCCUGCAGUCUGGCCCCUGUUGUUUUCCACCUCAGGCUUAAGGCCUCGUUGCAAAAUGGUUACAGCUGACUGGAGGAUGACGUGCGCGAGGCUUUUUUGAAAAGCCAAGCACAUGCUCAUAAAAUGUUAUUAUUCGUGUUCUGUCCU
Toxotes jaculatrix (banded archerfish) is the source of this 3033-nucleotide messenger RNA. RefSeq names its product HPS4 biogenesis of lysosomal organelles complex 3 subunit 2 (gene hps4). Gene Ontology annotation, biological process: vesicle-mediated transport. The record is from RefSeq and is a predicted model, not a curated record. NCBI's taxonomy places the organism in Eukaryota, Metazoa, Chordata, Actinopteri, Toxotidae. The transcript has 12 exons. The coding region runs from base 26 to 1882 and encodes 618 amino acids.